CUCAUUUUCUUCUUUUUUUUUUUUUGAGUCCUAUGCUGUAAAUUUAUUAUGAAUGGCCUAAACAUCGCCAGCCCUCGUCUGCGUGGGUGUGGAUCCCUUCUCGCCAUUGGCUGAAAGUCAACAAGCCGUUCUAAAGGAAGGUCUCUUGUGAUUGGCCGGUGCCCGGGAAGUGGGCGUGUUUUUAUUUGAUCGAAGGUGGAAGUGAGAGAUACUUUGUGGACAAUGUUCAUUGUCGAUAUUUCACCGGAGCUGCUGUACAAGUGCGCAGCGGAGAGCCUCUCUCUCUCUCUCUGGACCGAGUGUUUUCUCAUCUAAAGCUUGCAGAAAACACCGAGAGGAAUUUCUAUUCUUAAAAAAACAAAAACCUUUUUAUAUUAUUAGACUUCUCUGUUUUGUUUUUUAAAAGGAAAACCUUCUGCGUAUAUGAGCGUCCGUGGCAUAUUUUCUUAGUAGUUGUUGUUGCUGACAACGUACUUGCGCUCCUGCAUCUAUGUAGCAUUCAGGAAGACUCAACAAAGAAAGGAAGAGAAAGAAAAAGAAAAAGGUCGAGGUUUUGUUUGAGUUGACUUUCCUUGUGGGAUUAUUCUCCUGAUAUCGACCGGAGAGGACACGGACCGGCUUUUUUUAUUCCGACUCUCGGAGGAGGGCGCGUGAACGAACCACGAACCACGGGCCAGGACUCUCUUCGCCAUCCUUCCCCUCCCCCGGAAAAAACACUUCAUCUCCGGCUCUGCUUCCCCCCCCCCUCCCCCCUUCAUUAAACCACAGGUUAUUGGAUGGACCAGCACCCCAGCGCCCGGAGCUGCACCAGUCGCGGGGCUUCGUCCUGUGAGGCCGUCCCGACGGAGCCCUCCAUGAAUCUGUACAUCCACUCCACCACCGGCACACGCUUCGAGCUCUGUCUGCCCCAGGAGGAGACCGUGGACGGGCUGAAGAGGAGGCUGUCGCAGCGACUCAAAGUGCCGCGCGAGAGACUCGCUCUGCUGCACAAAGAAACGCGACUCAGUUCAGGCAAACUCCAGGACCUCGGCAUCUCCGAUGGGAGCAAGUUAACACUCGUACCGACAGUCGAAGCAGGAUUAAUGUCUCAAGCAUCAAGACCCGAGCAGUCAGUAAUGCAAGCCUUGGAGAGUCUCACGGAAACUCAGGUCAGUGACUUCCUGUCCGGCCGCUCCCCGCUCACCUUGGCGCUGCGCGUCGGCGACCACAUGAUGUUCGUCCAGCUCCAGUUGGCGGCGCAGCAGGCCGGCGGCCCCCAGCUGCAGCACCGGCACCUCGUCACCCGGGGGGGCGGCGCCGAGACGCCGGCGGCGGGGCAGCCCGCCCGGGUCCCGCACCCCCAACAACAACAACAACAACAACAACCCCAUCAUCCACACAGCCACCCCGCCGCCCCCCUGGCCCCGUCCUCCCCGCCGCCCGCCGUGUACCACCAGGCGCCCCCCUCCUCCGCUCACUGUAGCCCCCCGACGCCGCCGCCCCACUCGCCCCCCCACCACCCGUCCAACGCGCCCGGAGGCCUCUUCCGCUCUCCCGCCAGUCACCACCACCACUACCACCAGCCUUCCUCCAGCCAGCCCGGCCACGCCCCCGCCGCCGGCCCCGCCGCCGGCCCCGUCGCACCGGUCCUCUGCCCCCAAGCUAACUGCAGCACCACCAGCACCACCAGCACCACCAGUGGCCCCAGCGGUCCCGGCGGUCCCGGCGGUCCCUCCACACGCUCCCGCAAACCCGGUGCCAUCAUCGAGAGCUUCGUGAACCACGCCCCCGGAGUCUUCUCAGGGACCUUUUCAGGCACUUUGCACCCUAACUGCCAGGACAGCAGCGGGCGCCCCCGCCGCGACAUCGGCACCAUCCUGCAGAUCCUCAACGACCUCCUGAGCGCCACGCGCCACUACCAGGGCAUGCCGCCCUCCCUCACCCAGCUGCGCUACCAGACCCAGUGCGGCUCGCCCGCCUCGCCGGCGCCGUCGCCGCCUCCCUCGCCGCAAGGCGCCGGCGAGGCGGGCCUCUCUGCCAGAGCUACCUCCACCGCCGCCAGCAGCAGCAGCAGCAGCAACAUCCCCGUCGGCCCGCCGCCGACGCUCCACCCGCUGGUGCAGAGCCAGAGCCGCAUGGGCAAGCCCCCCGGUGACCGCGUCCGCCAGACGGAGAACCGGGCGACCCGCUGCAAGGUGGAGCGCCUGCAGGUGCUGAUGCAGCAGAAGCGGCUGCGCCGGAAGGCGCGGCGGGACCAGCGGGCGCCGUACCAGUGGCUGCCCAACCGCAAGGCCGGGCGCAGCAACAGCAGCGCGUCCAGCGAGGGCUCCAUGGACCUGGACUUUGACGACUCGGUGUGGAAGCCCGACGUCAAGACCGACUUGAAGCCCGAGUUCGUCAUGGCCUGAAAAAAGAACCCCCCCCCCCCUCCCCGAAAGCGUCUCGAUUACCGAAAAAAAGAAGAAAAAACGGCGUUCGGGGAUUCACUUAGAGAUUUAUCUGGAGGGAGCGGGACGGAGGAGGAUGAGGAGGAGGAGGAGGAAGAGGAAGGAGAGGAAGUCAACGUGACCCUCCUGGCAGACUUUUUCUUCACACUCCCCUUCGCAGUCGACCGUGUGGGGGAAAAAACCCAAUAUCGACUUUCUUUUGGCGCUUGAAUUUUUUGGGGGAUACGACUGCGUACAAGACUUUCUACAGAGACGAGACCUGAGCUUGAGCAGGGCAGGAGUCAGUGGGGGGGGGGGGGGGGGGUGGUGGUGUUUUUCUUUUUGAAGAUGUUUUUGUUUUGUUUUUUAAGUGCUCUCUGGACAGCAAUGAAGAGAUCCACUCUGGACUUAUUACAGGACGGGAUCACGUGGACGCCAGAACGGUGGAACAAUGGAUUAUUCCAACGGGCAUUGUUAUCGAUCUCAACACUCGCCGACCAGAGUCUGGUUUUUAAAACCUGUUUCGGGGUGGUUACACUCUUUUCUUUUUUUCCUUUUUCAUUUUGAAACUUAUUAUUAUAUUUUAUAAACAAACAAAAAGAUGUAGCAUUGUUCACGAAGCAUUCAGGUUUUCAUAUGACAGUUAAAAAAAAAAAAGUAGUUGUUGAUUUGCACAUUUUCUUGAUUUAUAACAGCUGGUCAGAGUGUGUAAGGGCGAGGGGGAGGGGCCUAAAAUCGGGGAGGAAAAAAAAAACAAUACGGAAAGAAUUGAUAUCAACCUCAGUGACGUAGGGUACGGGAACGAGUAAAACACAAUUAAUUAAUAUGAACAGAAAGUGCUUUAGAGGAUUUAAAAUCUUUAAAUGUAUAUGGUAAAAAAAUCUAUUUUUUAUUUCUCUUCCUAUCCGCUGUUUUCAAAAAACAAACGAACACAUUGAAUCCAUCAUUCACGAGCUCAUGAAUUACACUGUAGUCAGAUCUCAUCCCGCCGCCUCGCGUCCGACGGACCCGGACGGACUCGAGGGGUUUCGUGUACAUACAUGUGACAAUUGGCAAAAAGGUUUAUGAGUGUGUGUGUGUGUGUGUAUGUUUUGAUUUUUUUAGAAAACCCUGUGUUUAUGUCUCGACUCGUCUUCUCACACACAACCCCAGCGUUUCCUAACGGAUGAAAAAACACCCAAUUGGAAGUUCCUUCACCCCCAAGUCCUCCAGAGGAAUGAAAAAAGGGGGCGGGGCUAGAAGAAGAAGCGGGAUCCAGCCUCAUUUAUCGACUAGUGCCUCCACCAGUACAUCCGUUGACAUAUCAGGUUCGGCCUUUCACAGCGUUGCUGCUACACACGGACACUUGGAAAGAAGAGGAAGACGAAGAUGACGACAACAACAAAAAAGUGACACUUUUCUUCGCAUGCAGAAGUGAUAAAUACGCCGAUCUUUUUUUCCUCUCUGUGGAUGGAGGAAACGACAACAAAAAGACGGCGGGCGCCGCGGGGAUGAAGGUCGACAACAUGCAUGAAUUUGUGAAGAAAAUAAACGACGCUGCUUUGCGUUGGUUA
Pseudoliparis swirei is the source of this 3958-nucleotide messenger RNA. It is a transcript of the gene midn, whose product is annotated as midnolin. Lineage: Eukaryota; Metazoa; Chordata; Actinopteri; Perciformes; Liparidae. Gene Ontology annotation, cellular component: nucleus. Gene Ontology annotation, molecular function: protein binding. The record is from RefSeq and is a predicted model, not a curated record. The transcript has 7 exons. Bases 777 to 2387 code for a protein of 536 amino acids.